AUGGGGGCCCCUGCAGGAGGCAGUAGGCGGGAGCGCAGCCCAGCAGCAGAAGCCGGGAGCCACAGGGGGCCGGGUGUUGACAUGGUGGCCACAGCGGGAAACCCUUGGGGCUUGUUCCUGGGGUACCUCAUCUUCGGUGUCACAGGAUCGCGCGCGUCGCGUGCCGGCGGCCAGAUUAUCAACGGCGAGGACUGCAGCCCGCACUCGCAGCCCUGGCAGGCCGCGCUGUUCCUGGACAACGAAUUUUUCUGCGCGGGCGUCCUGGUGCACCCGCAGUGGGUGCUGUCAGCCGCGCACUGUUUCCAGGACUCCUACACCGUCGGGCUGGGCCUGCACAGUCUCGAGGCCCGCCAGGAGCCGGGCAGCCGGGUGGUGGAGGCCACCCUCUCCAUACAGCACCCGGAGUACAACAAACCCUUCCUCGCCAACGACCUCAUGCUCAUCAGGUUGGACGAAUUAGUGUCCGAGUCUGACACCAUCCGGAACAUCAGCGUCGCCUCCCUGUGUCCGAGCGCGGGGGAUUCCUGCCUCGUUUCUGGCUGGGGUCUGCUGGUGGACGGCAGGCUGCCCACCGUGCUCCAGUGCGCGAAUGUGUCCGUGGUGGCCGAGGAGGAGUGCACUGAGCUCUAUGACGCUGUGUAUCACCCCAGCAUGCUCUGUGCGGGCGGCGGGCAGGACCGAAAGGACUCCUGCAACGGUGACUCUGGGGGUCCCCUGAUCUGCAACGGGUCCCUGCAGGGCCUCGUGUCUUUUGGACAAGCCCAGUGCGGCCAAGUCGGCGUGCCGGGCGUCUACACCAACCUCUGCAAGUUCACUGACUGGAUAGAGAAAACCAUCCAGGCCAGUUAACUACGGGGACUGGGGCCGGUGAAAUUGACCCCCACAUAUGUCCUGCUGAAGCAAUUCAGGAAUCUGGGUCCCCAGCCCCUCCUCCC
This is a messenger RNA of Propithecus coquereli (Coquerel's sifaka), 935 nucleotides long. RefSeq names its product kallikrein-related peptidase 4 (gene KLK4). Gene Ontology annotation, molecular function: serine-type endopeptidase activity. Lineage: Eukaryota; Metazoa; Chordata; Mammalia; Primates; Indriidae. Gene Ontology annotation, biological process: extracellular matrix disassembly; proteolysis; amelogenesis. The record is from RefSeq and is a predicted model, not a curated record. The coding region runs from base 1 to 849 and encodes 282 amino acids. The transcript is spliced from 6 exons.